Messenger RNA from Drosophila kikkawai, 822 nucleotides. RefSeq names its product serine protease SP24D. NCBI's taxonomy places the organism in Eukaryota, Metazoa, Arthropoda, Insecta, Diptera, Drosophilidae. Gene Ontology annotation, molecular function: serine-type endopeptidase activity. Gene Ontology annotation, biological process: proteolysis. The record is from RefSeq and is a predicted model, not a curated record.
GGAAGCCAUCAAAAAGGAAGGAGCCAUCAUGAUGAAGCUAACACUUGCCGCCCUUGGACUUAUACUGAUUGCCGCCGGCGGUGUGCUGUCGCAGCCGCAGGGCAGGAUUGCCGGAGGCGAGGACGCCGUCGUUGGCCAGCUGCCCUACCAGGGUGCCCUCUCCAUUGGCGGUAGCUACAACUGUGGCGCCGUUCUCAUUACCCAGCGCUACGCCCUCACCGCCCUCAGCUGCGUCUGCUCAGAGGGCAAGGACAAGCCGUGGCCUGCCACUUUGUUCAUGGUCUCCGUGGGCUCUGUGGACCUGUAUUCCGGCGGCCAGCGAAUUCGCGUGGAGGAGAUCACCAUUAAUCCCAACUAUAAUACCCUGAAGACCGGCAUUGCUUUGCUGCGGCUGGAGCAGGAUGUGACCUUCAACGAGGCAGUGGCCGCCAUUCCUCUGUCGCAGGAUACACCGCCCCUGGGCGCCCAAGUGGAGGUCUCUGGCUGGGGUCGCACCACCGAGUCGGAGGUGGACAUGCAUCGCACUUUGCAGAUCGGCGAGGCCGAGGUGAUGGCCACGCGUGAGUGUGCCCUGGGCAAGACCGAGACGGAGCCGGUGGCCGAUGACCAGGUGCUGUGUCUGGGCCAUGGCCGUCGUCAUGGCAUCUGUACUGGCGAUAUCGGUGGACCCGCCGUCUACAAUGGAGAGCUGGUGGGUCUGGGCGCCCAGAUGCUCGGCGAGUGCGGUGGCAUGCUGCCGGAGAGAUUCGUGAGCAUUGCGGCCAACUACGAUUGGAUCCAGGAGCAAAUCCAAUAAAAUUUGAAUUCAUUACGAAAGCAAGA